Parascedosporium putredinis is the source of this 192-nucleotide messenger RNA. The record is from the annotation of a GenBank genome assembly. Lineage: Eukaryota; Fungi; Ascomycota; Sordariomycetes; Microascales; Microascaceae.
AUGAGCUUCAAAGGCUUUCAAAAGAGUGUCGUUCGGGCACCUCAACAAUUCAAAGUCAAGUUUAAUAUUGGCGAGCACACCAAGGAUGCCGUUUACUCAGAUGCCGAACUCCGCUUCCAGGAGCUCGAGAAGGAGACCAAGAAACUCCACGAUGAAAGCAAAAAUACUUCGAGGCCAUCAACGGCAUGUUAA